ACGUCAUCAGGGGGCGCGACAGAAGCCUUUCCCAAUAUGGCGGAGCCGGCGGCGUCUCGUAGAGAAGAAGCUGUGCUUGUGUCCGGUGCGACUACGGGCGAGGAGCCGCCUGUUUCUGCUUCGAGGACUGCCGACGGGAAGGAGAAGGGCACCGGCGAGGCUAAGGAGCGGGAAGCGGCGCCUGGAGAGAUCAGAACUGAGGAUUGUGUAGGGCUGCUUACAGGAGAGACAGAGGAGUCAACAUCUUCUGCAAGCAAGAAAGUAAAAAUAGAGAUAAAAGAUAAAAAAGAUAAAAAGAAUAAAGUCGAUGAAGAUGAGAUUCAAAAAAUGCAAAUACUAGUUUCUUCUUUUUCUGAAGAACAGCUAAAUCGCUAUGAGAUGUAUCGUAGAUCAGCUUUUCCGAAGGCUGCUAUUAAACGGUUGAUCCAAUCAAUUACUGGAACUUCAGUCUCUCAGAAUGUGGUUAUUGCCAUGUCAGGGAUCUCCAAAGUUUUUGUUGGAGAGGUGGUAGAAGAGGCCCUAGAUGUGUGUGAGAAAUGGGGAGAGUCACCACCUCUGCAGCCUAAACACAUGCGCGAAGCUGUCCGACGGUUGAAGUCAAGAGGACAGAUCCCCAAUUCAAAAUACAAGAAAAUUCUCUUUCAUUAAGACGACAGUGAGAAAGGACUAAGCGGUAUGGGGAUUUUCCAGGCUGGAUUAAAGAGGACUUCUGCUGAUGGAAGGAUUUAUGCUGAUGAUGACAGUACCAAUAAUCUGAAAUACUGGUUUACUGGGGGAAUUUGGCAACUUUACUGGAAGUGUUACUAUUAAAGAGGGGGCAAGAACAGGACCAUAAUGUAUCAGUAAAGGACUUUCAAAUAUGACAGGUAUGGUAGUAUAUUCAAUGUAUUUUCAGAUUUUUAAAAUGUAAAUAAAUUGGUUGCAUGUA
This is a messenger RNA of Anolis carolinensis (green anole), 928 nucleotides long. It is a transcript of the gene taf11, whose product is annotated as TATA-box binding protein associated factor 11. The transcript has 5 exons. Gene Ontology annotation, cellular component: nucleus; transcription factor TFIID complex. Lineage: Eukaryota; Metazoa; Chordata; Lepidosauria; Squamata; Anolidae. Gene Ontology annotation, biological process: transcription initiation at RNA polymerase II promoter; RNA polymerase II preinitiation complex assembly. The record is from RefSeq and is a predicted model, not a curated record. The coding region runs from base 37 to 648 and encodes 203 amino acids. Gene Ontology annotation, molecular function: transcription coactivator activity; protein heterodimerization activity.